UUGGCGUUUAGUGCGGCAACGUCCACUUCGCCAGCUGCAUCCCAGCGAUUUUCCCCCAAGCACGAGUCCACAAGCCAGUGCAAAUAAAGCCUAAGACUUACAGUGACGAUGGUCAACUUCGGCCACAUUUGUGUGUGGGCCUUGCUCUUGGUCACCACAUCGGCCACUGAUCUGAGUGACGAUGAGGCGCUCAACGAUGUUUUAAGCGAACUUGAGUUUGACGACUCUUCGACCAGAUUAACUCGCGACACUUCUCUGUCGGCCAAGCACAUCGAGAAGAUUGAUGUGAAAUGCGAUCAAGGCAACGGCAUGAUGGUUGAGGUGGAGUUCUCCGAGGAUUUCGAGGGAGUCAUCUACAGCCAGGGAUACUACAAUGACCCCAAGUGCAACUACGUGAAGGGCGACAGAGCGGGUCGCAGUUUCAUAUUCACAGUGCCAUACGAUGGAUGCGGCAGCAAGCCCUCCUGCUCCGUUUGUGCCUCAAUCGAGAACAUCCUGAUCAUUCAGGAUGACAGGGAUAUACAGAACAGCUUUGAUAUAGCGCGUAAGAUAUCGUGCAGUCGGGGCGAUGAACGCGAGAAGACUGUUUACUUCAAGCCAUUCGUGGUGGACAUGCUCGAGGUUAUUUCCGUGGAUACGCCAAGUGGUCCCGUGGAGUGCUGGAUGGAAAUCGGCACUGGAUCUCCGCCCAACAUCAAACCAAUUCAGGGCACUCUCACCCUCGGAACCGACAUCACUUUCACCAUUAAUGUUAAGCACUCGGAACAGUCCUGGGAUAUAAAUAUUCUGCAGUGCUAUGCCUCCGAUGACAUGGACUUCGAGGCCAGAACCACGAAGAGAUUGCAAUUGUCGGACAAGAGGGGUUGCUCCAUAAAGGAGAAAAUAUUUGGGGAGUGGCGAAAGUUUGAGGCGCCUUCUAGUCUAACAUCCACUUAUUAUAACACUCUUAAGGCCUUUAGGUUCCCCGACAGAUCGCAGGUUUAUCUGAAGUGUGACAUUGAACUCUGCAAUGGAGCGUGCAAAAGGGACUACUCCUGCGGCAGUGAGAAGUCAGUUCUUUGUCCCGAGGGAUCGACUGAUCCUCAGUGUCUACAGGAUAAUCUGAUCUCACCAAAACCUCGCUGCUAUCCAGGCUCCAGGGAGCCAGGAUGUCAAGCGCCCACUUCGCGGCCACCUACUACGAUCAGGAUACCAAUUGCCUCAACCUUUACUCCGAGGCCGAGGUGUUAUCCGGGAUCAAACGACCCGGAAUGUCAGCCAGCUACUUAUCUCCCACCGACAACGAGAAGGACUCCGGUCAAGCCUCGUUGCUACCCGGGAUCAAGUGACCCCGGUUGUCAAUCGCCAACAAGGGCACCUUUCACCACUUCGAAACCAAGAUGUUAUCCAGGCUCCGAUGAUCCUGAGUGCCAGCCGGGAACUACUCUGCCGCCAACAACAAGAAGAGUGCCGGUUACUACUCCAAAACCAAGGUGUUAUCCGGGAUCUACCGAUCCAAGCUGCCAGCCCAGGACUCGAGCACCUAUAACCACAUCAAAGCCAAGAUGUUAUCCUGGUUCUGAGGAUCCAGAAUGCCAGCCGGCCACUUACCUUCCACCAACAACGAGGAGAAUUCCGGUGACCACACCGAAACCCCGUUGUUAUCCCGGAUCAACUGAUCCUGAAUGUCAACCCAGAACACGGGCACCAUUAACCACACAAAAGCCAAGAUGUUAUCCAGGCUCCGAUGAUCCUGAAUGCCAGCCCGCUACCUAUCUUCCACCAACAACAAGAAGAACACCAGUCCCAACACCAAGGAUUCCAGUUACUACUUCCAAGCCUAAUUGUUACCCGGGCUCAACAGAUAGUCGCUGCCCGCAGAGACCUCCAACGACUCCGCGACCAAGAUGUUAUCCGGGAUCCCCUAAUCCAGAAUGUCAGCCGGCAACACGCGUGACUCAGAAGCCAUCCACUCAGCAACCAAAGUGCUCUCCUGGAUCAUCAGAUCCGGAAUGCCUAAAUUGUUUCCCAGGCUCCCCAGAUCCCAGAUGUCCCAAGGUUCCAACCACAAAGAAGGCAGGAUGUUAUGAGGGCUCGGAUGAUCCGAAAUGUCAGCCUGCCACUUAUUUGCCACCUACAUCUCGCAGACCACCAACCAUUCCACCUAGGCCUAGAUGCUAUCCCGGAUCAACGGAUCCCAGCUGCCCGCAACCAACUAGACCAUCGACGAUAAGGCCACCGGUGACCACAGUGAAGCCUAGGUGUUAUCCUGGAUCACCGGAUCCCGAAUGUCAGCCAGCCACUUUCUCUCCUCCGAAGACCAGGAGACCCGUAACGACAUCCAAGCCAAAUUGUUACCCGGGCUCGAUAGACAGACGUUGCCCACAGGAACCAGUGACAACUCCAAAGCCCAGGUGCUAUCCUGGAUCACCGGAUCCCGAAUGUCAGCCAGCUACUUAUCUCCCACCAACGACCGCUAGAACUACGAUUCCUACAACUAAGCCGAGGUGCUAUCCGGGCUCCAAUGAUCCUGACUGCCAACCUGCAACCACUCGAAGGCCGAUCACAACAUCGAAGCCAAAUUGUUAUCCUGGGUCAACGGAUAGUCGCUGCCCACAGAAACCACCUACGACUCCCAGACCAAGGUGCUAUCCUGGAUCUACAGAUCCUUCUUGCCAACCUGCAACUUAUCUUCCUCCAACAACUGCGAGACCAACAAUUCCUACCAAGCCAAGGUGUUAUCCCGGGUCAAGUGAUCCUUCUUGCCAGCCUCCAACAACUAGAACACCUAUCACAACAUCAAAGCCCAAUUGUUAUCCUGGUUCCACCGAUACCCGUUGCCCGAAAACACCACCUACUACUCAACAGCCAAAGUGCUAUCCGGGCUCACCAAAUCCGGAAUGCCUGAAUUGUUAUCCUGGGUCCCCAGAUCCGAGAUGCCCCAAAGUUCCGACGACAAAGAAAGCAGGAUGUUAUGAUGGUUCGGAUGAUCCCAGGUGUCAACCAGCUACUUACCUGCCGCCAUCAACUAACCGAACUCCCACGAUUGCACCGAAACCAAGGUGCUACCCGGGAUCAACUGAUCCCAGAUGCCCACAAACAAGUCAGCCAACUUCCAGAGCUCCAAUUACCACAGCUAGACCACGUUGUUAUCCUGGGUCUAAUGAUCCUGAAUGUCAGCCCCCGACUACAAGAGUACCUGUAACAACACCUAAGCCACGUUGUUAUCCAGGCUCGAGGGAUCCCGAAUGUCAGCCUGCUACUAGACCACCAGUUACGACUUCCAAGCCAAGAUGCUACCCAGGAUCUUCAGAUCCAGAGUGCCAACCAGCCACUUACCUUCCGCCAACAUCUGUAAGAACAACAAUUCCGACUACCAGAAGGCCCGUGACUACCUCUAAGCCAAACUGCUAUCCGGGCUCAACUGACAGACGCUGUCCCAAGGAGCCGCUAACGACACCAAGGCCUAGAUGUUAUCCCGGCUCAACCGACCCCGAAUGCCAACCCGCAACUUACCUUCCGCCCACAACAGUUCGAGUUCCAAUUACUACGGCUAGGCCCAGGUGUUAUCCGGGUUCAAACGAUCCUGGUUGUCAACCAGUCACGUACUCUCCUCCGACAACAAGAACUCCUGUAACAACAGCCAAGCCGAACUGUUAUCCAGGCUCCACGGAUCCUCGUUGUCCUCAAAAGCCUGCAACGACGCCAAAACCUAGAUGUUAUCCGGGAUCCACAGACCCUUCUUGCCAACCUGCGACCUAUCUUCCACCAACAACUGCAAGACCAACUAUUCCCACAACCAAGCCAAGGUGUUAUCCUGGAUCAAGCGAUCCUUUCUGCCAACCACCGACAACAAGGACCCCUAUAACUACAUCAAAACCAAACUGUUAUCCUGGUUCUACCGAUAGUCGUUGUCCACAAAAGCCAGCAACAACUCCACAGCCAAAGUGUUAUCCCGGAUCUUCAGAUCCAGAAUGUCUGAAUUGUUUCCCAGGUUCGCCAGAUCCAAGAUGUCCAAAGGUUCCAACCACAAAACGACCAGGAUGCUAUGAGGGUUCGGAUGAUCCGAAAUGUCAGCCUGCCACUUAUUUGCCUCCUUCAUCUCGGCGUCCACCCACGAUUGCUCCCAAACCAAGAUGCUAUCCCGGAUCGACCGAUCCUUCCUGUCCGCAACCAACUUUGCCAACCACAAUCAGGACACCAAUAACUACUCCGAGGCCAAGGUGUUAUCCGGGAUCAAGUGACCCAGAAUGUCAGCCAGCAACUUAUGUGCCACCGACCACUAGGCGGCCAGUUACUACCUCCAAGCCAAAUUGCUAUCCGGGAUCAACAGAUAGGCGCUGUCCGCAGGAACCAGUAACUACACAAAAGCCCAGAUGCUAUCCUGGCUCAUCGGACCCAGAGUGCCAACCUGCCACUUACCUCCCACCGACAACAGUGAGAACCACGGUUCCUCCUACUAGACCUCGAUGCUAUCCGGGCUCUAACGAUCCCGACUGCCAGCCUCCGACUACCAGAAGACCUAUAACUACUUCAAAGCCGGUUUGUUCUUUGGGCUCCACGGACAGUCGUUGCCCCCAGAAACCGCCAACGACUCCAAGGCCAAGGUGUUAUCCGGGAUCUCCAGAUCCUUCGUGCCAACCUGCAACGUAUCUUCCUCCAACAACUGCUAGGCCAACUAUUCCUACAACUAGGCCUAGGUGUUAUCCGGGAUCAACCGACCCCUUCUGCCAACCGAAAACAUAUUCCCCACCGACAUCAAGACCAGUUAUAACCACAUCGAAGCCCAGAUGUUAUCCCGGCUCGCCGGAUCCUGAUUGCCAACCAGCUACGGUUCCUUCCACUUACUCUCCUCCCACAACAAAAAUACCAGUGACAACGUCCAGACCAAAUUGUUAUCCUGGCUCCACGGAUCCUCGUUGUCCACAGAAACCACCUUCUACUCCGCAGCCGAGGUGUUACCCUGGCUCACCAGAUCCAGAGUGCCUGAAUUGUUUCCCUGGUUCCCCAGAUCCUAGGUGUCCCAAAAUUCCGACCACCAAAAAGGCAGGAUGCUACGAGGGAUCAGAUGAUCCGAAAUGUCAGCCUGCUACGUAUUUACCGCCUUCAACUCGGCGUCCACCAACAAUUGCUCCGAAGCCCCGGUGUUAUCCUGGAUCAACGGACCCCAGUUGUCCCCAGCCAACUGUGCCAACCACCACAAGGACACCUAUAACUACGUCUAGGCCUAGGUGUUAUCCUGGAUCUAAUGACCCUGAUUGCCAGCCGGCCACUUACUCGCCACCGACUUCGGCAUCACAAAUUACUACUCAGAAGCCGAGGUGUUAUCCGGGCUCACGGGAUCCAGAAUGUCAACCAGCUCCCACUACAAGGAUUCCGGUGACCACUUCCAAGCCAAAUUGCUAUCCAGGUUCAACGGACAGACGCUGCCCCCAGGAACCAGUCACAACGCCUAAGCCUAGAUGUUAUCCUGGAUCAUCGGAUCCCGAAUGUCAGCCAGCUACUUAUCUGCCACCGACAACUGCAAGAACUACGAUUCCUACAACUAGGCCGAGGUGUUAUCCGGGCUCAAGUGAUCCCGAUUGCCAACCAGCAACAAGGAUUCCUGUGACUACUUCUAAGCCUAGUUGCUAUCCAGGCUCCUCGGAUCCUCGUUGCCCUCAAACACCACCAACAACUGUCAGGCCAAGAUGUUAUCCGGGAUCCACGGAUCCUGCUUGCCAACCUGCCACUUAUCUUCCGCCAACAACUGCAAGACCAACCAUUCCUACAACCCAGCCAAGGUGUUAUCCUGGAUCCAGUGAUCCUUUCUGCCAACCACCGACUACUCGCACCCCUAUAACUACUUCCAAGCCGAAUUGCUAUCCUGGUUCAACCGACAGUCGUUGUCCACAAAAGCCACCGACUACUUCGCAGCCAAGGUGCUUCCCCGGCUCAUCAGAUCCGGAAUGUCUGAACUGUUUCCCUGGCUCUCCAGAUCCGAGAUGCCCGAAAAUUCCAACGACAAAGAAGGCAGGAUGUUACGAGGGUUCCGACGAUCCAAGAUGCCAGCCGGCUACGUACCUUCCGCCAUCAACUACGAGUGUACCUAAGCCGAACUGCUAUCCAGGAUCCAGCGAUCCGAGGUGCCCACGACCAACUCAGCCUGGUACUAUCAGACCGCCCAUUUCCACACCGAAGUGUUAUCCAGGCUCUUCUGAUCCUGACUGCGAACCGGCAACGAGACCCCCUGUAACCACUUUGAGGCCCAGAUGUUAUCCUGGUUCUACCGAUCCAGCAUGUCAGCCGGCUACUUACUCUCCUCCGACUACAAGAAUUCCGAUAACUACUUCCCAGCCGAAUUGUUACCCGGGAUCGACGGACAGGCGAUGCCCACAGGUUCCAGUGACGACACCGAAACCAAGAUGCUAUCCAGGCUCAAGUGAUCCAGAGUGUCAGCCGGCUACCUAUCUCCCACCAACAACCCGACGGCCGACAAUUCCUACGAAUAGACCAAGAUGUUAUCCGGGUUCAACUGAUCCUGAUUGCCAACCUGCAACGUACUCGCCGCCAACAACAAGAAUACCGAUAACCACACCCAAGCCACGUUGCUAUCCGGGAUCAACAGAUCCUAGUUGCCAGCCAGCCACUUAUCUUCCACCCACCACAGCAAGCAGGUGCUAUCCUGGUUCCACCGAUCCUGAGUGCCAGCCUGCGACAUAUUCUCCUCCAACGACGAGAAUUCCGAUAACUACUUCAAAGCCAAAUUGUUAUCCAGGCUCUACGGAUAGUCGUUGCCCCCAGAAACCGCCAACUACUCCAAGACCAAGGUGUUAUCCAGGUUCACCGGAUCCCGAGUGCCUGCCAGGAACAACAUCUAAGCCACCGACUGCUGGAACCACACCGGUUUAUUGUUAUCCCGGUUCGAUUGAUCCACGUUGUCCCGAUUCCGGAUACAAGGGCACAAGUCGAAUUCCUGCCACAUACUUGCCACCUUUGAGUGAUCCUGGCUACGACAGAACUAUUCGAAAUGCCAAGUCCUUGUUCUUUAACGAAAUUAAUAACCUGGCCCUCACCGACAACAAUGUCUUUGAACUGGACGACGAUGACUUCGAGACAUCGAGGUCGAAGCGGGAGUUAAAAUUCGAGGAGGAGGAGGAUGAUCUCUUGUCGAAGAGAAUCAUGAAGCGAGAGUUCAACGAGCAACCAUCAGAGCAAGAAGUGAUUUCCCUGACCCUCGGAGUUAGAAUGGGCAUCAGUGUUAAAUAGUCGUUGAAGGCCUAGUAGUUGAUAAGCAUAACAAUAUUAUAAUAUCAUGAUACACCGAUAUGUAUUUACCUAGAAUGAUAUUCAUUAAAUAUAAACUAUGUACAAAUGUAAA
Messenger RNA from Drosophila ficusphila, 7339 nucleotides. It is a transcript of the gene zye, whose product is annotated as mucin-2. NCBI's taxonomy places the organism in Eukaryota, Metazoa, Arthropoda, Insecta, Diptera, Drosophilidae. The record is from RefSeq and is a predicted model, not a curated record.